Molecule: messenger RNA, 1631 nt
Organism: Acanthisitta chloris (rifleman)
Lineage: Eukaryota; Metazoa; Chordata; Aves; Passeriformes; Acanthisittidae
Product: E3 ubiquitin-protein ligase UBR3-like
Exons: 9
Biological process (GO): protein ubiquitination; ubiquitin-dependent protein catabolic process via the N-end rule pathway
Cellular component (GO): ubiquitin ligase complex; cytoplasm
Molecular function (GO): ubiquitin protein ligase activity
Source: RefSeq, a predicted model, not a curated record
AUGCGUCUCUACAGUAUAGACUCUGCAUACAAUCCCUGGAGAAAACUAACCCAGCCGAUGCAGGAUAAAAAUUCAGAGCUGAUAAGUGAAGAGCUGCCAGAAGUUCCUGUGCUUUACAGAGAUGUCUCAUCCCUUUUGCUUAUCCAGAUUUUAACCAUGCCUCAACCAUUGCACAAAGAACACUUCACCUGCAUUGUAAAAGUGCUGUUCACUUUACUGUAUACUCAAGCCUUGGCAGCACUUUCUGUUAAAUGCAGUGCUGAAGAUAGGAUGGCAUGGAAAGAGUCAGGAGCUCUCAAAAAGAAUACAUCCAGUGGAGAAAACUCUUGGGAAGUAUUGCUGGGUCAUGUGAUUAGUGAGCUGUCUAAGGGGAAGAUCUAUGAAGAAGGAGAGACUGAAGAAUUAGCAUAAUUGCUUCCUCCCCUGCAGGUAAAUCCUGAUUCUGUAGAGUGCUAUCUGCAGCAGUUCUGCCUGCCUUUCCUCAGGAUCACAAGCCUUCUUCAACACCAUCUCUUUGGAGGGGAUUUGCCUAGUUGUCAGGAAGAUGAAGAAUUCACAGUCCUUGCAAGCUGCCUGGGUCUAUUACCAUCUUUUCAGUCAGCUCAUCAGUUCACCAGUGCCUCUUGUCUCGAUUGGCCAGUGCCAGCGUUUGACAUGAUAUCACAGUGGUGCUCAGAAUUGGCUUCAUUUGCAGACAGACACCCGGAUCAAGUGAAGGCUUUGCUUAUCCAGGAGCCGAAGUGGGACUUGCCACACCUCCUUCAGUUGCCUGAGAAUUAUAAUACCAUUUUUCAGUAUUACCACAGAAAGACUUGUAGCGUUUGUACCAAGGUUCCUAAAGAUCCUGCUGUUUGUUUAGUUUGUGGUACUUUUGUAUGCUUGAAAGGACUAUGCUGCAAACAACAGAGUUACUGUGAAUGUGUACUGCAUUCUCAAAACUGUGGAGCUGGGACAGGAAUAUUCCUUUUGAUUAAUGCAUCUGUAAUCAUCAUCAUACGAGGCCAUCGGUUCUGCCUUUGGGGUUCUGUUUAUCUGGAUGCACAUGGUGAAGAAGACAGAGAUCUUAGGCGUGGUAAACCUCUCUACAUAUGCAAGGAAAGAUACAAAGUGCUUGAGCAGCAGUGGGUGUCUCAUACUUUUGAUCAUAUCAAUAAGAGAUGGGGGCCACAUUAUAAUGGCUUGUAAAUCAUCAUCAUCCACACAUCGGUCACUGCUGUUACCAUGAAUGAAUGCAUCCUGACUGACAAUAGCUUUAACUGAAGGGGAGUUUAGCUCUUUGGCUCGGGGUGGACUGGGGUACGGGCAUAAAAGGGAAAUGGAACUUUGUCAACAUGUGAAAUCUUUGCAAAAUGAGCUGUUGUUCCUACUACAGAAUGAUACAAUACUGAAAUUAAAUCCUCAAAAUGGUGUGAGCAAUCUGAUUGCACUCAGUAGUCCCAUUUUUCUUGUGUUUUUUUUUUUUUUUUAAAAGCCCAUUAUUGUUAAGAAGCACAAGUUUUACUUACAGUUGUUUAGAGGCUCCAGAGGUAGCUGUCAGGUUUUUAUUUUUCUCUGCAUGGAGUUGAGUUUUUAGCAGUUCUUGCUGAAACAGCGUAUAUGUCUACUACAUCUACUAAAUAUGUCGGAUAAAA